Molecule: messenger RNA, 648 nt
Organism: Dibothriocephalus latus
Lineage: Eukaryota; Metazoa; Platyhelminthes; Cestoda; Diphyllobothriidea; Diphyllobothriidae
Source: the annotation of a GenBank genome assembly
AUGACAAUGUGGACGGCAGAAGCAAAGCCGGAGUGCCGUUCUGUUCAAAGUUCAGCGCUCGUCAAGGAUGUCUGGUGUACCAUUCACACUGCACGUGUCGAUAUUUUUAUCAAGCUGCUGAUAUCAUAUGUGACUAUGUAUGACGCUGGGCUCACUAGGGUAAAGCAUUUUUCAAUGGCCAUUCCGGGGGCGGUGCUGAAUGUCAAGUUGGAGGAAAAGCUGUUGGAAAACAGUGAUCCUUCAGCACACAUCCUGCAGCUUGCUGAACUCAGAAUUCAAAAUAUCAGUUCAAUCAUAGACGACAUUAAGCAUUCUAUUCCCAAAGCAGAAACUCCAGUAGAUCGCGGUUCUGCGGUUGUCACCUCUUGCGAGGAUUUCGGCCUCGUCAAACUUGAAAAUAUGUUCGGGUCCCGUCGAGUAAACUGCAAUCUGGGUGUUGCAGUCUUUCUUUCUCAUCACCACUGUAUGCUCGGCCAUUCGCGUCCGGAGUUAUCUUCCAGUUUCUCCGACAGAGUUGUUUUGUCCAAAAUUCCAGCCGUUUCCUGUCGUGACAGUGGGUCUUUCGGUCUCAUGACACGGCGCCUGAUGGUUGUUUCUGGCCUGUGCGCGACUCCAACUCCAAGUUGGAUGAGUAGGCUGCUGACCGCU